GUUAGUCAGUGAAAGAAAGCUUCAAUGGCGAUCGCAGGAGGGCGCUGAGUGUGACUCGGCCCCUGCCUGUUGCGCGUCUUCCUGCCUUGACCCCAUUUAGUCCCAUUAGUAGGUUCCAGACAAGACAAACGACGACACCUCACCAUGCACCGUGGCUGACUGUGCUGCAUCCAAAAUCCCGCGGAGCUAGUCCUAGCAGGUGUAGCGUGCGGCCGUAAAUAUAGUCGAGACGGGAUAAACAACUUAACGAGUCGCAAUACCAGAGUUUUAUCGCUUAUCACGGCUCAGGAACAUUUUCCGCUAGCUAGCAGCCGCUCGUCGUAGAGCUCGUGCUUUUUAUUUUCGGCUCAAGUCCGCGCGUGAGAUAGCAGCCGCGACUCGCCGCAAUGCACUAGCCUUCUUCGCCGAGCACGAAGGGUAGUCAUGCCAACCACUGCAACGGACCUGGCACGCCCUUCCCAACACCGCUUCUCUUCCACCACCCCCUUCCGCCGUCCACCCCUACAACCCUCGCCUUCGUCUCCCACUUGCCCACUCCCUCCUCCAUCCCCCCGCCGCUCUCUCCCCCAAUUCCUCCGCUCCGUGCUCCGCCCCACCUGCCCUUGCGCCUUGCUGCCACGACACAAUCGGCCGUCGACACCUCAGAGUGGGAGCCGUCCUGUCGCAUCCCUCCUCCCACUCGUCCUCCUCGCCGCUCUCCUCCUCUCUCGCGCGCCUCUCGCCUCGCCUCUCGCGCCCAAGCCCUGGCCUCGCAAGUGCGACUACUCCGUGGGGUUCUGGCUGCGCGCUCCCAAGGACGCGGGCGUGCCCCGGUACACGGCGCGCGCGGGAGAGAAGGGGCACUGCCCGUACGUGCGCCCGCUGUACGCGUGCGAGCGCAACAACCGCCCCGACUCGCGCUACCAGCGGUACCGCUGGCACGCCAAGGGGUGCCGGCUGACGUACUUCAGCGGCUCGGGGUUCAAGUACCUCAUGCGACGGCGGCGCAUGCUGCUGGUGGGCGACUCGAUCAUGGCGAACCUCUUCGAGGCGCUGCUGUGCGCCAUCCACGCUGCGGGGUACCACGGCAAGCGGUUCGUGCGCAAGACAGGGGGGCCCUACAACAUCAAGGCCGUGCGCUUCCCCCGCUUCUCCUUCUCCCUCGAAUUCCUCUUCUCCCCUUACCUCGUCCACGCUAGACAACGCCCUCGUACCAACAGCCCUCGCGGUGGCGGCCAUGGCUACAUUGUCAACGUGGAUAGAAUAGACCCCACAAUCGCCUCCAUCCUCCCCCGUUACGAGGUUGUGGCGUUCUCUUCUGGCAUCUGGUGGUCCCAGAAUGUUCCCGGCAGAAGCCAGCCGAACUCUUUCCGAGCAGGCGGGCAGCACCGAAAUCUCACCAACCUUGCAGCCUAUUCCUGGGGCCUGGCAACGGUGAACCGGCACCUCAGAUUUUCCAACUUCCCAGGGGUCCCUUUAUUCCUUUCCUUCUCCCCGAGGCACACUGGACACGGCAUGCCACAACCUUGGGUUACAGAGGCUUAUCGUGGCGGGUCAUGGCACGAUUUCCAACAGCCAGGAGGAGCCCCUUCUACGAUUUCUGGGCCGCAUUUAAUCGGCUCUUGUGGUGCCCUCACGCCUAUGAAGCGAACAGGGCUUUUGGAAAGAUACAACUUCGGCAGCUCUGAGUUGUUUUAUGCGAUGCAACGGGCUACACUGAAGGGCUCCAUCAUGAGACUACUGAAGGUAACAAGAUUGAGUCAAAGUAGGCCGGAUGGGCAUUUGGGAGUCUGGUAUGAGCCAAGGGUAGCAGAAGGACCUGGUUCGCCAGUUGCGACGGGGUUGAAUCCGUUUGAUGGUGAUUGCACGCAUUGGUGCUUGCCUGGAGUUCCAGACGCUUGGGUUGACAUUCUUUACAACCAUUUGCUUCUGGAGCCACUAUUGUUUUCGCGGAAAGAUGAUAUGUAAUUUUAUAAUUUGGUUUGUGGAAAACUUUGUAAUGCUUUGUUUUUAUAU
Messenger RNA from Closterium sp. NIES-67, 1995 nucleotides. NCBI's taxonomy places the organism in Eukaryota, Viridiplantae, Streptophyta, Zygnematophyceae, Desmidiales, Closteriaceae. The record is from the annotation of a GenBank genome assembly.